Physella acuta is the source of this 903-nucleotide messenger RNA. Its product is annotated as putative cytochrome P450 12a5, mitochondrial. Lineage: Eukaryota; Metazoa; Mollusca; Gastropoda; Physidae. Gene Ontology annotation, molecular function: monooxygenase activity; iron ion binding; heme binding. The record is from RefSeq and is a predicted model, not a curated record.
GGGAAAACAUACUUUAAAAGCACAGGAAAUAAUCGAAAAGCGGAGGAAGGAUGGGACAUUGAACCCCGAUGAACCGAACCUACUUCUCUCCCUUGUAUCAGAAAAAGAAAUGACCAAUGAGGAUAUCAAUAAUUUACUUGCCUCACUCUAUAUGGCUGGGACAGAUUCUACAGCGAAGAACCUGCAAGCAUUCUUCUACAACUUGGCGAAAAACCCAGACAAACAGGAAAUUCUGAGACGAGAAAUUCUGGAAGUUGUGGGCGAUUCAGGUCUUGUAGAUGCUGCAGCACUCUCUAAGAUGUCUUACCUGAAGCACUGUUUAAAGGAAUCGUUCAGACUAAACUACCCAACAGCAACGGGUGUGAAUAGAGCGCUGCCAAAGGACAUUGUAGCCAGCGGUUAUAGGAUUCCUGCUGGGACAAAAAUAUUACUCAGCAACCCUCGAGCGGCCAAACUGUGCUUUGAAGACCCCGAUAAGUUUAUCCCGGAGAGAUGGGAGAGGUCUGAAGACGGCCGCAAACAAGACACCUCGAGCAACAUGGCGGUCUUACCGUUCGGUUACGGGCCACGCAACUGUAUCGGCAGACGUUUCGCUGUUCAGGAGAUUUAUCUGGCCACAUCCAAAGUUCUCCAGAAGCUGAAGAUAGAGCUUGAACCAGAGUCAUGGAAUACAGAGUUUAUCUACACAGUGUUUCUUGACACAGAGAAGCCACUCAGGUUUAAGUUUACAAAGAUUCGCUAGAGAAAGUUGACUUUGAGAGACUAAUCAGGUUUAAGUUUACAAAGAUUCGCUAGAGAAAGUUGACAAAGUUGACACAGAGAAGCCACUCAGAUUUAAGUUUACAAAGAUUCGCUAGAGAAAGUUGACUUUGAGAGACUAAUCAGGUUUAAGUUUACAAAGAU